Messenger RNA from Macrobrachium nipponense, 2582 nucleotides. RefSeq lists its product as uncharacterized. Gene Ontology annotation, molecular function: ligand-gated sodium channel activity. The coding region runs from base 1 to 2535 and encodes 844 amino acids. Gene Ontology annotation, biological process: sodium ion transmembrane transport. The transcript has 17 exons. NCBI's taxonomy places the organism in Eukaryota, Metazoa, Arthropoda, Malacostraca, Decapoda, Palaemonidae. Gene Ontology annotation, cellular component: plasma membrane. The record is from RefSeq and is a predicted model, not a curated record.
AUGGGACGACAGCAGAAGGUCAGCGACAUCGCUUUAGAGUUCUGUAGCGAGACGAGUUUCCACGCCAUCAAGUUCUUCACGAAAGAGAGAUUUUCCCCGAUCAAAAGGGUAUUCUGGAUACUGUGCUGGAUAGCGUCGUUGACUGCCUGCAUUUACUGCAUCGCCAUCAACGUCACGGAAUACCAAACGACCUCGACCAUCACCACCAUCGACUCCACGACAUACCCCGUCAAACGGCUGAGCUUCCCCUCAGCUACCUUCUGCAACUUCAACUACAUCAUGCAGAGUCGAAACCCGCCCAAACAGGAAGACGUUCUCGGCAGGUAUUCUCUGUUAGAGUCACCAUCAACCCACCUCGGCCUUAAUAGCUUUGCGGGCAAGGCCCGCCACGCGUCCCGGGAAUGGUGGGCGGGGCCCGCCACGCAUCCUGGGAAGGAUGGGCGGGGCUCGCCACGCAUCCUAGGAUGGGCGGGCGGGGCUCGCCACGUGUCCCGGGAUGAGUGGGCGGGGCCCGCUAUGCAUCCCGGAACGGGCGGGCAGGGCUCACCACGCGUCCCCGGGACGGGCAGGUGGGGCCUGCUACGCAUCCUGGGAUGGGCAGGUGAGGCUCGCCACACGUACCAGGACGGGCGGGCAGGGCUCGCCACGCAUCCUACAAAGGGCGGGUGGGCGAGGCCCACCACACGUCCCAGGACGUGCAGUCAAGGCCUAACACUUGACCCUGGGGCUCUGCGGGCAAGGCCCGCCACUUGUCCCAGGACAUGCGGGCGGGGCCAGCCACGCAUCCCAGGAAGGGCGGGCGAGGCCUGCCAUAUGUCCCGGGACGGGCGGGCGUGGCCCGCCACAUGUCCCGGGAUGGGCGGGAUGGGCGGGCGGGGCCCGCCAUGCAUCCCGGUACAGGCGGGCAAGGGCCGCCACAUGUUCCGGGACAGGUCGGCGGGGCCCACCACGCGUUCCGGAACGGGCGGGCAGGCCCGCCACGCUUCCCGGGACGGUGGGCGGGGCCUGCCACACGUCUCGGGACAGGCUGGCAGGGCCCUUCACGCGUCCCAGGACGGGCGGGCGUGGCCCUCCACGUGUCCUGGGAUGGGCGGGCGAGGCCUACCACUGGAAAAACUUGCUGAAAUCAACAUCUACUGCAAUGCUGGUUUCCAAAUUUAUGAAUUCAGACGCGAGUUUCCGGACAGUCAGUGGGCUGAGAUCGUAGGAGCGAUUUACGAAAACCUCUUCGGCGAUGAACCUGCAGUCACGAACAUCACGCUUGGGAGCAAAGACAUCAUCUGCAUUAUCAAAGAGAGCGCUCAGAAAUGCGAGGACAUGGUGCUGUUCUGCCUCUGGCAAGGAAUCCACGACUGCAAGCAACUUUUCCAGCUGAUUCCAACGAAAUUUGGUUUCUGCUGCGUAUUCGACCCACUGCCUGAGAGAUGGAAUCUGAACGCCUCCCAUGGCUGUCCCAGAGAGGUAGAGUCGAAGGGAAGUGGCCAGCAAAACCCGGCAAAUAAGUCCAGACAAGACCAAUCGAGCGUCUCGGCCCUGACCGACGGUCUGAAAAGGGGACUUACGGUGGUUCUAGACGCCCAGACCGAGGAUUAUUCUUACAGUACAUUCCAUUCGACGGGGUUCCAGUUGCACCUUCAGGAGCCGAGGCAGCCGGGACUCCCGGAGGACACGAUCGUCCUGACGCCGGGAAGAGAGUCUUUCGUGUCCCUCAGUGCUCAUUCAACGUUCACCACCCCCGCUGCUUUGGCCUUACGCCCCCAGGAUAGAAGGUGCUACCGAAGUUCGGAGAACGAUGGCCACUACACGCACAACGGGUGCAUCCUUCAACAUCAGACAGCUUACAUCCUGGCGGCGUGUGGCUGCAAGGACUUCCAUUCUCCAGGUCCAGGCGACAUUUGUUACAGGCAGGAACAAAUCUCUUGCAUGACGUCAUCCAGAGAUAAAUGGGACGCAGACCCAGCGCAACAGAACCUCCUGGAUUUCGUCUGUCUGCCCAGAUGUAACAAGACUUGGUACAUCGCUACUCCCAGCUAUGCAGAUUUCCCCAACAGAAACCUCAUGAAAAGCUGGUUGGGGCUCAGAUUCCUCCUUCCUCUCAUGGGAAAGCUCUGCAGGGAAGGAAGAAUUGAGCUGCACUUUGGACAGGAACGCAGCCAAAGCAACCGAACCGAGUUAUCAAAAGAAACAGUAGACAGGAUCUGUAUGAUCACAGACACUGAGGAACUGGAGAAGGCGUUAACUGAUUUUCCAGAUAUUUUGCAGUUUCUGCUUACAUAUAUCCAGGACAACGUUUCCGUGGGACACUUAUUCUUUGGGCACUCAGUAUCCACACUUUAUAAGCGCGAUGUGGUGACAACUCCUAGUCAAAUAGUCGCCAACAUCGGAGGACUUCUGGGCCUCUUCUUAGGUUUCAGUCUUCUAAGCGGGGCAGAAAUUGUAUUUUGCUUCUUCGAGAUCAUCUCCUCACUUGGGUCUUCAGUUUUCAAGAGGACGUCGAUAGUCCACAUUGAAGGAAUGAGCAACCAAAAAUCUUAAGUAAAUAAAAAGGAAGAGGUAAAGCAAUGCAUGUUCUCACAAGUUUU